AUGGCUACAGUUACACCAACAAAAAGAAAUUUUUAUGUUGUCAUCACCAGUCCUAUUUCACCUCCAGAAAAAACUUCUAAACGCACAAGUGAUGAACAUUAUGACACAUCUUCCAAAAGACAUUGCCUAGAGAAUUCAUAUGGUCACCUCCAUGCAGCUUGCAGUUCUAAUACUCCAAAGACAACCACAUAUCAACAGCCACAUUUCCAGAGAAAUCUUUGGCCAGGAUCCUCUGAUGUCCAUAACAACUUCAGCUCAAUGCUGGACACACAUGGAGUGCAAAGAAGUCAUAUGAUGUCAAUUCCUCCUAGACACUCAGAUUUCUCACAAGAGAUUUCAGUGCCCUUUACACAGGCACCUUUAACGCAAGAAAUGUCAGUGUCUCCUAGAAACAGACAAUUUUCACAACAAAUGUCAAUAGCUCCUGUAGAGUCAUCUAUUUUAAAAAAAGCAAUUGUUUCACAGCAAAUGUCUGUAUCUGUACAGGACAACUUUUCACCACCAAUGCCAGGUCCUCUUUUCAACAGGUCUUGGCCAUAUUUGCAAGAAAACGUUGCACAACAGAUAUCAAUGCAACCUGUAAAGACAAACGCUGGAAAUCAGCUGUCAGUACCCAGGGUACAGCCAAACUAUUCACAUCAAUCGAGUCUCAUUUCACAACAGAAAAAGAUUCUUUCUGCAAAGAGGACAAAAUCUUCAAAACAGAAAAGUGUUGAGUUAUCAAAACAUAAAGAUGUUUUUCCUCAAGAGAUUGUAAUUCCAACUGAAGUAGAACAUGACAAGGUCUCUAAGAAUAUUUCAUGCCUUGACAUGAUAUCGAAAAACAUUCCCCAAGCAUACUUUGACCAGAAUGAUGAGUCUUUAAAGGCUCAAGAAACUCAACAAAUACAACCUGACGCAAACAUUUCACAAAUGUUAUCAGAGCCUCUGAAACAUGGUAAUCUUCAUGAUGUGAUACACAUUGAGGAAAGUUCACUCAUAGACACCUCUCUUCUAGAAUGGGGAAUUGAAGAGUUUAAUAUAGACCUUGCUUCUGAACUUGAACAAUGGUGUCAAAACACCCGUCAUGGCAUAAUUAAUGAUCAGAAGGAAUCAUUCCAUCAACAGAAUAAAUGGGAUCAAACUAAAGACACUCAUAGUAGCUCAAGCAUUCCACAGACUGUAGAGUGCCAGUUGUUUAAAGGUUCAAUAAAUGAAGACUACACAGUGUCACGGCCUGACUCACAACAGAUUAAUGUUCUAGAGUUUGACCAAAUUUCUUCUCCUUUUGACCGCGAUAUGCCAAAAUCUAAUGCAUGUAAAAAUAACAAUGAUAGUGCCUACUGUAGCACUUCUCCAUCCAUCAAUUCCAAUGAAGACAUUGAUUGGGAGGAACUGUAUGAUACCAUUCUGUCUCUAAAUUGACAUAGUUCAAAUUAAAAUAGAUAAACAAAAUGAUCAAUAGUCCAAAUUGUGUAUGUGUAAAUAAUCCUUUAGGCCCAAUAGAAUUUAUAAAUUGUAUGAAGUCGUAUGCAUGCAAU
Biomphalaria glabrata is the source of this 1520-nucleotide messenger RNA. RefSeq lists its product as uncharacterized. The transcript is spliced from 3 exons. Bases 1 to 1404 code for a protein of 467 amino acids. Lineage: Eukaryota; Metazoa; Mollusca; Gastropoda; Planorbidae. The record is from RefSeq and is a predicted model, not a curated record.